Molecule: messenger RNA, 279 nt
Organism: Closterium sp. Yama58-4
Lineage: Eukaryota; Viridiplantae; Streptophyta; Zygnematophyceae; Desmidiales; Closteriaceae
Source: the annotation of a GenBank genome assembly
AUGUCUACACAAGCAACAGCAACAGGCAGUCUCGCUGGUGCAAAUGCUAAGAAGGCAAUUCCAUCCGAGAUUGACUUCUUGGCCCCUCAAAACCCACUGCAACUCCACGGUUUGCCCCCCGGCAACUCCCCGAACACUCUGGCCAGAAUCUGCCAGAGCAGCACCGCCACCCCCGCCACCUCCAAUUCCGGCACUCGCAACAGUUGCAAGUUCCUUUUUCAAGCCCUGGGCAACUUCUUAAAGCUAAUGCCACUGCAAAUCGACUUCCAGGCUCCUUAA